Rotaria sp. Silwood2 is the source of this 423-nucleotide messenger RNA. The record is from the annotation of a GenBank genome assembly. NCBI's taxonomy places the organism in Eukaryota, Metazoa, Rotifera, Eurotatoria, Philodinida, Philodinidae.
AUGGCAUAUCUAAAACGAUAUAAUGGUAUAAGUCCCCAUUGUGCGACAUUAUUUCUUGAUAAAUUUGCAUUUCGAGAUCAAGAUGCACGACAAGAAAAUAUUGAAGAUUUUACAUUAAUUAAUGCUAUUGCAUCAUCCGAUAAUGAUAAAUUGGAUGCUGAAUUAGAUAAAAUUAAUAUGCAACUAGCAGAUAUAUUACGUGGUCUGGAAUUGAGAAAACGUGCUUAUUAUGUUAAUAUGCCGAAUGUUGUGUAUAUUGUUGGAGGUUAUCUAUUUGAUCCAAUUCGAAAAGAACGUCGAGCACCAUCGAAUGAUUGGAAAUGGGAUAUUGAAGAAAAAAAAUUAGAAAAAAUUCCUCCUUUACCAGGUCACGGACGUAUUAAUUUUGGUAUUGCAGCUAAUAAUGGUGGAAAUAGAUAUUGA